Messenger RNA from Salvelinus namaycush (lake trout), 2535 nucleotides. RefSeq names its product zinc finger protein 850-like. Lineage: Eukaryota; Metazoa; Chordata; Actinopteri; Salmoniformes; Salmonidae. The annotation marks the transcript as partial. Gene Ontology annotation, biological process: regulation of transcription by RNA polymerase II. The transcript is spliced from 4 exons. Gene Ontology annotation, molecular function: DNA-binding transcription factor activity, RNA polymerase II-specific; RNA polymerase II cis-regulatory region sequence-specific DNA binding. The record is from RefSeq and is a predicted model, not a curated record.
ACUCACUGCUGCUCUGACUGUGGGAAGAGAUUAACCUCAUCAGGCAUUAAAAUUCAUCAGAGAAUCCACACAGGAGAGAAACCUUAUAGCUGUGAUCAAUGUGGGAAGAGUUGUACUACAUCUGGCUCUCUGACAGUGCACCAGAGAAUACACACAGGAGAGAAACCUUAUAGCUGUGGUCAAUGUGGGAAGAGGUUUACUCAGUCAACCAGCCUGAUAUUGCACCAGAGAAUACACACAGGAGAUAAACCUUAUAGCUGUGAUCAAUGUGGGAAGAGUUUUACUACAUCUGGCUCUCUGACUUUACACCAGAGAAUACACACAGGGGAGAAAUCUUAUAGCUGUGAUCAAUGUGGGAAAAGUUUUAUUCAAUCUAGUUAUCUGACAAUGCACCAGAGAAUACACACAGGAGAGAGACCUUACAGCUGUGGUCAAUGUGGGAAGAGUUUUUGUCAAUCUAGAGAUCUGACAGUGCACCAGAGAGCACACACAGGAGAGAAACCUUAUAGCUGUGGUCAAUGUGGGAAGAGUUUUAUUACAUCUAGCAUUCUGACUCAACACCAGAGAACACACACAGGAGAGAAAUAUUAUAGCUGUGGUCAAUGUGGGAAGAGUUUUGUUCGAUCUGGCCAUCUGACAAUACACCAGAGAACACACACAGGAGAAAAACCUAAUAGCUGUGGUCAAUGUGGGAAGAGUUUUGUUCGAUCUGACUAUCUGACAUUACACCAGAGAACACACACAGGAGAGAAACCUUAUAGCUGUGACCAAUGUGGGAAGAGUUUUACUACAUCUGGCUCUCUGACUUUACACCAGAGAAUACACACAGGAGAGAAACCUCAUAGCUGUGACUGUGGGAAGAGAUUCACCUCAUCAGGCCUUAAAAUUCACCAGAGAACACACACAGGAGAGAAACCUUAUAGCUGUGAUCAAUGUGGGAAGAGUUUUGGUCAAUCUUGCCAUCUGACUCAACACCAGAGAAUACACACAGGAGAGAAAUCUUAUAGCUGUGAUCAAUGUGGGAAGAGUUUUGGUAGAUCUUGCCAUCUGACUCAACACCAGAGAAUACACACAGGAGAGAAAUCUUACAGCUGUGAUCUAUGUGGGAAGAGUUUUACUACAUCUGGCCAUCUGACUGUACACCAGAGAACACACACAGGAGAGAAACCUUAUAGCUGUGUUCAAUGUGGGAAGAGUUUUGGUCAAACUUGCCAGCUGACAUUACACCAGAGAACACACACAGGAGAGAAAUCUUACAGCUGUGAUCAAUGUGGGAAGAGUUUUAUUACAUCUCGCUCUCUGACUCUACACCAGAGAACACACACAGGAGAGAAAUCUUUUAGCUGUGUUCAAUGUGGGAAGAGUUUUGGUCAAUCUUGCCAUCUGACUCAACAUCAGAGAAUUCACACAGGAGAGAAACCUUAUAGCUGUGAUCAAUGUGGGAAGAGUUUUGGUCAAUCUGGCCAGCUUACUCAACACCAGAGAAUACACACAGGAGAGAAACCUUAUAGCUGUGAUCAAUGUGGGAAGAGUUUUGGUCAAUCUGGAGAUCUGACAGUGCACCAGAGAACACACACAGGAGAGAAACCUUAUAGCUGUGAUCAAUGUGGGAAGAGUUUUGGUCAAUCUGAUUCACUGAAACUACACCUGAGAAUACACACUGCAGAGAAACUUCACUGCUGCUCUGACUGUGGGAAGAGAUUCACCUCUUCAGUAAACCUUAAAAUACAUCAGAGAAUUCACACUGGAGAGAAACCUUAUGGCUGUGAUCAAUGUUUGAAGAGGUUUACUCAUUUAAGCAGCCUAAUAGCACACCAGAGAACACACACAGGAGAGAAAUCUUAUAGAUGUGAUCAAUGUGGGAAGAGUUUCACUACAUGGAACUGUCUGAAGAUACACCAGAGAAUACACACAGGAGAGAAACCUUUCAGCUGUGAUCAAUGUGGGAAGAGUUUUGUUACAUCUAGCUAUCUGACUGUCCACCAGAGAACACACACAGGAGAGAAACCCUAUAGCUGUAAUCAAUGUGACAAGAGAUACUCUCGUAAAAGAUCUCUGAUUCAUCAGAGAACACACACAGGAGAGAAACGUUAUAUCUGUGAUCAAUGUGGGAAGAGUUUUACUCAGUCAACCAGCCUGACAUCACACCAGAGAAUACACACAGGAGAGAAAUCUUUUAUAUGUGGUCAAUGUGGGAAGAGUUUUGGUCAUUCUAGCGAUCUGACAGUGCACCAGCGAAGACAAACAGGAGAGAAACCCUAUAGCUGUGAUCAAUGUUUAAAGUUUUUUUUUACAUCUGGCAACCUGAAGGUACACCGGAGAACACACACAGGAGAUACAUCUUAUAGAUGUGAUCAAUGUGGGAAGAGUUUUACUCAGUCAACCAACCUGAUAUCACACCAGAGAACACACACAGGAGAUAAAUCUUAUAUCUGCGGUCAAUGUGGGAAGAGUUUUGUUACAUCUAGCAGUCUGACUAUACACCAGAGAACACACACAGGAGAGAAACCUUAUAGCUGUAAUCAAUGUGGGAAG